Molecule: messenger RNA, 2440 nt
Organism: Temnothorax curvispinosus
Lineage: Eukaryota; Metazoa; Arthropoda; Insecta; Hymenoptera; Formicidae
Gene: Dlish
Product: SH3 domain-containing protein Dlish
Exons: 7
Coding region: 979-2205 (408 amino acids)
Biological process (GO): superoxide anion generation
Molecular function (GO): superoxide-generating NADPH oxidase activator activity; protein binding
Source: RefSeq, a predicted model, not a curated record
UCAUCCUGUUAUCCUGAUAACUCCGGCGAUUUUUCGAAGCUCAAGAGACCAUGGCCUAGCCUCCCUCGUUUAACCUCUUUGUCUUGGAAUGAGAGUAAAGAGAAAGAGAAGGAGAGGGAGUGAAAGGGGGAGAAUUGAGAGAGAGAUGAGUGGAGAUAAAUUUACAUAAAUGCAGGUUCUCCGAGUCAAAAAUCUAACCAGAACAGCCAAGUCAGUCGAAAUUAGACUUUACAACGUUUGCUGCAAAUUUUUUUCAGUAGAAAAAUUAUGGUGCAGUUUUGAUGCAGAACUUAUGUGGAAUAUUGUUGGUGGAAUUACGGUGAAAGUUAUGACGGCGGAUUGACAGCGAAAAUCAAGUAAAACAAUUUGAUUAACGGAUUAACGGCAGAAAUCUAGCAGUACGCGCGUUCAACGGAUACUCUUGUUUGCAAGCUCGUAGCUGUGUCCACACAAUAUCUUCAGCUCGUUCACUGAGUGAGUCUUCUCCGGUCUUCUCAAGUCUCAGGGAGUAUAAUAUACUAUGCUCAGCAUAGUGUCGAUCUCGUCCGAGUCAUGAAAAUUUAACGGGAACCGGCCACGGGUCUCCCAUCAUCAUCCCGUAGCGCUCUCUACCUGCCGUGUCCAGGAUUAAUUCGCGAUUGUGGUGUCCUGGGCCCCCGAGGACCCGUGAGAACCCGACGGUGAACGGAAGGGAACGCGGAGAACGCGUCCGAUCGCCGUUGCGGAAGGUGUGUGCCUCGGUUCCAGCGCGGUCGCGUGACGGCCAGAUUUCAGUUUCAACCUGAGACAUUCUCUUUCCUCGGCACCGCGUCCUUCCGCGUGGAUCUCCUCGGUGUAACACAUACAUUAUAUACAUAUAUAUAUAAUAUAUAUACAGCCGCGACGAGAGAUCGGACGCGCGCAUUCCGCAGGAGGCGGAUGAUCGCCGCGUUGGAGAUGUGAGAAUUUUCGGAGCGAGCUCCGUGAACGACCCGCAGAAUGGCCUUUCUGUGCCCUGUACGCAUACGUCGCGGAAAGAAGAAGAAACCCGGAACACACAACUUUAAUUUGGAGAAAGAGUGUGGGACGGGUGGUACAGGACUUGGUUUGGGCACUAGGGUGCCAUUGCCGCCUGGUCGGAUAACUGGAAGCGCGAGCAUUGAGACUCUCGUAAGGGUCGGCAUUGAAAAGGAGAAUGGACUCUCUCCGGACAGUAAAAUGGUCAUUGUGCAUGACUUUACCCCCUGCGUGGACGAUGAACUUCAAGUCAAAAGGGGCCAGGUAGUAAACGUGCUUUACAGAGAAAACGAUUGGGUGUACGUAAUAGCGGCUGACACGCGUAUGGAGGGCUUCGUGCCGCACUCGUAUUGCGCCCCGUACACGUCGCAGCUGGCCGAAUUGACGCUGGCCAGUUUGAACAACGUGAAGAAGAAGCUGCCGCGGUCCAGCGAAAACGAAUGCGAUCUUCUCAGCACGGGCCGUCUGCAGGAGACGCAACAGACCGAUACCGGAUCAGCCUCGGAUUGCGAGAGCUACGCGCGAAAUAACAUCACCACCGCGGAUGUCAACGUCAAUCGCUCUAACAUCACGCAGUCCCAGAAUUCCAUACAGACUAUAUCAUCCCAGCCGGACGUACAUCCCUUCUUCAAGACUCAUCAGCGAGAAAUUCUACUGUGCAUCCCGCAGGAUCCAUCAGCCGGAAGAUACAUCGUUCUUUACACGUUCGUGGCGCGGGACGAGAACGACCUCAGCGUUGAGAGGGGCGAAUUCGUGACCGUGCUGAAUCGCGACGAUCCAGAUUGGUUCUGGGUGCUCCGACAUUGCGACGGCAACGAGGGUUUCGUACCGUCCGGUUUCGUUUAUCCUGGUCACGUUCUUAAUUCUUACGCCACCACACUGGCCACCACUGCCACUACAAAUACAGCGUCCGCAGAGGCUCACAGUCCAGGCAAAGGUACGGGGGGCAAUAUACCGGGAGGCGAGUCAUUGCAGCAAAAGGGAGUGCGAGAUUUCCGGGACGAGACGACCGGCACGGAAUUAGUGGUGCUUUACGAUUACAAGGCGCAGGCGCCGGAUGAUCUAUCGGUGAAACGGGCCGAUUGGAUAUAUGCAGAUCUGGGAAAUCAAACGGUGGACGGCUGGCUUUGGGCUUACGCGCCCAAGACUCGCAAGUACGGUUUCAUUCCCAAAGCGUACGCGCGACCCCCUGCUAUGACUAGUUUAUAAUUCGGACUGUUAGAAAAGGAAAAAAAACUUGCCUUUACUGCUUCAAGUAAGUUCGCAAUACCAUCCUUUGCACCAUCCUUUUAUCUAUUGUAUGUCAUCAAGUAUGUGUAAAGAGCGAGAAAUUUAAUAUUUUAUUUAAAUACCUACGACCAAUGAGAUUACUGAGACCGGAUGAUGCGAAAAGUAAAGUGAAUUUAGGCUAAUGGAGGAUAUUUUUAAGAAAUAAACGAGAGAU